AUGCACAACAGUGUGUUGAAUUUUCGGGCCAAGGACGAUGCGGCCUCGCUGGGCCCAUAUCGCGACCAGAGAUUCAAGGGUUCAUUGCGUGAGCAGGAAAUGCGAUUGGCUACUUCUAAAACUCUGUAUGUUGGAAACAUGUCAUAUUACACCACCGAAGAACAGGGUUCACUGCGUGAGCAGGAAAUGCGAUUGGCUACUUCUAAAACUCUGUAUGUUGGAAACAUGUCAUAUUACACCACCGAAGAACAGAACGCUGAAUUAUCACGUAAGGUGUUUGAGAAAAAGUUAUGA
Gongylonema pulchrum is the source of this 294-nucleotide messenger RNA. NCBI's taxonomy places the organism in Eukaryota, Metazoa, Nematoda, Chromadorea, Rhabditida, Gongylonematidae. The record is from the annotation of a GenBank genome assembly.